UUAUUUUUGUUGUUAUUUUAUUUUGUGUAUAUAAGAAAUUUUAUUUAGAAAGUCAGAGGUAGAAGAAGUGAGCUCUGGGAACAAGAGACAGAGGCAAAAAAGCCCUUGGAGCUUAGGAGAAAGAAAGGACAAAGGUUUUCUGCAAGGGGCAGGGAGGGUGAGGAAGUAGGGAAACACUCAGGGUUGCAUUUUUGAGAUUGUAGAUCAGGCUCUGGUCAGGGUAGGUAACAGGGUGCUUUAUUGGGUUUGAGGAUUCAGGAGAGUAGUGCACAUUCUCAUUGCUCUAAAGUUUAUGGACGUCUGUGGGAGGAGAGAGCACAUGAAAACAGAAAGAAAAAUCUCACAGUGUGGUCUCCACCUAGAAGGUUAUUGUUCUUGACUCUUCUAUGACAAAGGACAGGAGAGAGUGGCCUUUUCAUCUUUCCAGGUCCAUGUAGGAGCUCACUGUUUCUGAGUGUCCUGUGAAAAAAAGAACACAAGAGGGAGUCCAUUUUAGCAUUUUCACAUCCUUCUGCCUGUGAGUAUGGUGGAAGUGGAGGAAGGGACUGUGUGGAUACCUUUGAAGGUGCAUCCUCAUAAUGCAGAUGUGACUCCUCAACAUAUUUGCCUGAGAAAACAGCCCACAGCAGGAGCAAGACUAGGACGACAUGGCUGCUUCUCAGGUUCCCCAAGGACAUGAAGAAUUCCCUCCUUGAAUUAAUGACCUUCAACUACUGAAAACAUCCCCUUUGUGACAAAUCAACUUGGGAAAGUUCCCAUGUCCAGCAUCCCUGUUGGGAUGGGCUCAGAGGCUCAGCUAUCAUUGACCUUCAGGGAUGUGUCAGUAGAUUUCUCUGGGGAGGAGUGGGAAUGCCUGGACCCAGCUCAGCAGAAAUUGUACAUGGAUGUGAUGUUGGAGAACUAUAAGAACCUGGUCUCCCUGGGUCUUACUCUCUCUAAGCCCAUCCUGGUCACCUGUUUGGAGCAAAUGAAGGAGUGCUGGGAUGUGAAUAGAAAACAGACAAUAUCCGUCCACCCAGCCAUGUCAUCCAAAGACACACAGGCCUUCUUGCAAUAUCCAGGAAUAGAAGAUUUAUUCCCUAAAAUAAUACUGAGUUCUUAUAAUAGAGAAGGAACUUAUCACUGCAGUGAUCAUUGGACAAACUUCAAUCAAGAGUCAAAUAUUAAUGAGAGAAUUAAGUUUCCAGAAGACCAUUAUAAAUGUGGAAAAGUUUAUGGCCGAAGAUCAAAUCACAGUAUUCAUCAGAUAAUUCAUGUGGCAGAAAAGACAGACAAACAAAUGUGACAGAUCUUUUAAGCAGUUUUCAGAUCAUAUUGAACAAGAUGAUAUUUAUAGCCUGGAAGAAGCUUACAAAAGUAAUGCUUGUGGGGGAGUCUGCAAUCAAAUAUUCUAUCUAAAUAGAUAUAAAGAAAUCCAUACU
This is a messenger RNA of Phyllostomus discolor (pale spear-nosed bat), 1421 nucleotides long. Its product is annotated as zinc finger protein 679-like. The transcript has 6 exons. The record is from RefSeq and is a predicted model, not a curated record. NCBI's taxonomy places the organism in Eukaryota, Metazoa, Chordata, Mammalia, Chiroptera, Phyllostomidae. Gene Ontology annotation, biological process: regulation of DNA-templated transcription. Bases 758 to 1285 code for a protein of 175 amino acids.